Molecule: messenger RNA, 1263 nt
Organism: Trachymyrmex septentrionalis
Lineage: Eukaryota; Metazoa; Arthropoda; Insecta; Hymenoptera; Formicidae
Exons: 3
Coding region: 1-1263 (420 amino acids)
Biological process (GO): sensory perception of taste
Cellular component (GO): axon; membrane; dendrite
Source: RefSeq, a predicted model, not a curated record
AUGUUCAAUUUGUCAUCGAGUUUUCAAGGAGGAACCAGAAGAAAAGAAAGAAAAACAGAAUGGCGAAUGUUCCACGCCAAGGACUUCCGAUCCCUGAUGCAUCCUUGCUUUACUUUGUGCCGUAUCUGUGGAAUAUUUCCGUAUAAAAUCAAUGCUACGAGUUUUGAAAUUUCAAAACCAUACCUCAUUCUGUUGAUUGUCACUAUCUGCUCUUGCUGCCUUUGUUCAUUGAUAAUGCAGCAAAAUUUCUUUAUUUCCGAUGAUUAUAUGAUAAUUGUACUUUACAAUCUUAUGCGUAUCUGUACCUUAGUGUUUGGCAAUUUCAUAAUAAUCGUCACGUUCAUUCUAACGGUUCCACGAAUGAGCUUGCUUCAGACUAUAAUGAAGAUUUCUUCAAGAUUGCCCUUGGAAUCAUAUGAGAAGUUAUCUAAACUGAUCCACGCUAAAGAUAUCAUUGGUUUCUUUUAUUCAGUUUACAUCAUAUUAACGCUUAUUAUAUUCAAAUCGCCAAUAAAUCGUUUGUUAGAAAUAUACAUCAUUAUAGCGAUAUUUCAGAUGGAUAUGCUGUACAUGAAUUGUGUUUGUGUAUUAAAAGCAUGUUUUACAAGCAUCAAUGACAAUCUGAUUAGUAUGAGAAUUUUCAUUGCAAAUAAUGAGUCAAGCGUUCAUAGAUUGAAUUAUCACAACCAUAGAAAUCCGUUUCUGAUUAUGGAACUUAAGGCUUUAAAAAAGCAACAUUUGACGAUCAGUGAUGCAGUACAGAUGUUAAACAUAGUCUUCAGUUUACAGCUUCUUGGUUCAGUAGCCAUAAUUUUAUUUACCAUCACUAUCUGUAUAUACUUACACAUAUUAGUAAUAUAUCAUGUAGUGAACACGAAUUUUUUGAUAAUUGUAUUAUAUCACGCGCUUUUUCUACUGUACUUGGGAUACUUUUUCAUAAAAAUACUAUUGAUAGUAUGGGCCUGCGAGACGGGUAGAGCUCAAGCUCAACAAAUCAGCAUUUCCAUUCAUGAUAUAUUUAACGUUACCACCGAUGAGAAAAUCAAAGAUGAGUUACAAAUAUUUUCUUUACAACUACUUCAUUGUGAUAAUACAUUUUCUGCAAAAUGUUUUACUAUAGACGCGAAGCUUCUUGCUGCGAUAGUAAGUAGCGUCAGCGUGUACCUAUUAAUAAUACUUCAAUUCAUGAAUAUAUCACAUUCUUGCGUGGAAAAGACAGCAAACAGUACAGGAAAAAUCAGUUUCAUUUCAAUCAGUAAUUGA